AGAGAGAGAGAGAGAGAGAGAUUGAUUUGGGGUGAAAUCAGACUGCAGAAACGCUUAGACUUCUCAGAGCGAAGCGCCGAGUCCAGCCUCGGAGGAGCGCAUCGCAAUGUGCAUCUUAUUUAAAAAGAGAGAAACGAGGUCGCGAUAGGUUGAGAAACCGAGCAAUUGAGACACGCAAGGAGAACUACAGAUAACAACAACGCAAAUAAUAACGACACCACCUCCUGAAGCCGUGCUGAGGCGGAGCGGGUUUCACUGCGGAGCGGCACCCGGACUCGCCGCUUUGCUGAAGGAAUCCCAGUUCAUAGCAAAUUAAACGCGGCUCUCUUCCGAGACGGAUUUACUGCUCUUACAAAUGUUUGCUGCUUCCUUCUAGCAAGAUCGGUUUUUUGUUGUUUGUUUUUUUACACUUAAAAGGAUACUUGAGUUUUUGCUUCAUUUUUCUUUUCAUGCAAAAUAAUUAGACAUCGCUGUUGGAUUUUCAUCAGAACCACAGCAAAGGACCCGCAACCGGACUUAAUUACUGGGUUCAGAGUCACUCAGGCUGCUUCAGAGAGAUAAUACUGCGCAGUUAUUUAUAGAGACCUUGGAAUCUCAAUCUCUCUCUCUGUAUAUAUAAGGGAACAUUAUUGUGAAUUUAUUUAGUAAAAAAAACGUGUUUUUUUUAUUGUACAAACUCAAUCAAAUAAUCUGAUCGAUUUGAAUUCAAAUAUUUAACUUUAUGGAUUUUUUUUUUUUGUAAAUAUAAUUUUCUUAAUUAAAUUAUAAUUCCUUACUGUGAUUUUUUUUUUUUUUAAAAUAUAUAUUAGGUUGAUUAUCUGGUGAAUUAGCAAAGUAACCGAGCCACAUUCCAACGCAUUUUUCGUCACAGAGGAUUCGAACGCAUUUUUCGUCACAGAGGAUUCGAACGCAUUUUUCGUCACAGAGGAUUCGAACGCAUUUUUCGUCACAGCGGAUUCGAACGCAUUUUUCGUCACAGAGGAUUCGAACGCAUUUUUCGUCACAGAGGAUUCGAACGCAUUUUUCGUCACAGCGGAUUCGAACGCAUUUUUCGUCACAGAGGAUUCGAACGGAUUUUUCGUCACAGCGGAUUCGAACGCAUUUUUCGUCACAGAGGCCAGCGACUCUGUUGAACAGCGUUAUAGUAUAAUAAUAAUAAAAUAAUAAUAAUAAUAAUAAUAAUAAUAAUAGCAUUGCAAACAUUUUUCUGCUGACAAUAAAUACAGCACAUAAAUAACAUCAGUUUAUAAAGUCAACAGACGGACACCAUUAAAACAAAUAUAAAACUCAGCUUCCCGGGAUAAACGUUAACAGGGUUUAUUGAUUUAUUAGAAUUACCCGCGUUGUGUUGAUAACUCUAACCGCGCGUCACACACGAUGUCCUGCGCGUCCCUGUGCUUGUGCGUCUGUCUGUUUGCGGAGCUGGCCGGCUCGGUUCUGAGCCUCUCCACCUGCCAGUCCGGGUUCGACCUGGACGAUUUCAAGUACAAGCGGAUCGAGGCGGUUCGGGGCCAGAUCCUCUCCAAGCUCAAGAUCUCGCGGCCGCCCGAGGUGCUGGUGCCCCCGGGCGACCCGCCGCCGGAAGUGAUUCUGCUGUACAACAGCACGCGGGAGCUGCUGAAGGAGCGCGCGCGCCAGGCCGAGUCCGCCUGCGAGCGCGAGAGCAGCGAGGAGGAUUACUACGCCAAGGAAGUGCAGAAGAUCGACAUGCUGCCGCCGAGCCUCGACAAUGUCAUCUCCAGCAGCCUGGCUAACCCGUACUUCCGAGUGGUGAAUUUCGCCGUGUCCGGGAUCGACACGAACUCCAGCAAGCUGGUGAAAGCAGAAUUCCGAGUGUUCCGGGUCCCGCAUCCCAGAGCCAGGGUCACGGAGCAGAGGGUGGAGCUCUACCAGAUCCUGAAGGCCCGCGACCCAGCCGCCCCCUCCCAGCGCUACAUCGACAGCAGGAACGUGCGCCCGCGCAGCAAGGGGGCGUGGCUGUCCUUCGACGUCACAGACACGCUCAGCGAGUGGCUCUCUCACAGAGGCAGGAACCUGGGCUUGAAGAUCAGCGUGCACUGCCCCUGCUGCACCUUCAUCCCCUCCAGCGACAGCAUCCUGCCCAACAGGAGCGAAGAGCUGGAGACCCGCUUCGCAGGUAUUGACGAUGACCUCAUCAAGCAGUUUGAGAAGUCUGUGAAGGGGGGCCGGUCCGAUUACAGCAGUAAGACCCCCCACCUGAUCCUCACCCUGCUCCCCGCGCACAGGAUGGAAUCCUCGCAGAAGAAGACCCGCAGGAAACGCGCGGCCAGGGAGACGCCCACGUGCUCCAGGAACGUGGAUCAGGGCUGCUGCCUGCAUUCUCUCUACGUUGAUUUCCGGAGAGACCUGGACUGGAAGUGGAUCCACGAGCCCAAAGGAUACAAAGCCAACUUCUGUGCAGGAACCUGCCCUUACCUGUGGAGCGCAGACACUCAGUAUAACACGGUGCUGCCCCUGUUCAACAAGAUGAACCCCGAGGCGUCGGUCGCGCCUUGCUGUGUACCCCAGGAUCUGGAGGCGCUGACCAUCAUCGUCUACACGGGCAGGACCCCCAAAGUGGAACAGCUCUCCAACAUGGUCAUCAAAUCCUGCAAGUGCAGAUAGACACGGGGCGCCCCGAUAAACACACCAAGACACACGGCGCCCCGAUAAACACACAGAGACACACACACAGAGACACACACACUCUGAUAAACACACACACACUCUGAUAAACACACACACAGACACACACACUCUGAUAAACACACACACACACACAGACACACACUCUGAUAAACACACACACACUCUGAUAAACACACACACAGACACGCACUCUGAUAAACACACACACAGAGACAGAACAAGCUCAGAUACACACAGACAGAGAAUCAGGGAGAGAGACUCACAGACAAACAGAGAGACAGACAGAGACAGAGACACAGAGAGAAAGACAAAGAGACACACACACACACACAAACAAACACAUAGAUUAGCAAUGCUUUUUUACUCCCAGUUUAUCAGCAUGGAUUUUUUUGUUUGUGUGUUUCUUUUUUUUUUUUUUUUUUUAGAGAGAAAAAAUGGUGGUGGGGGGGUUCUUGUAAAUAGGCUCACGAAUAAAAAAAUAAUAAAAAAAAAAAACAGAAAACUUUUCAAAUUUUCUUUUUUGGAACUCAGUUAGUGAAAAAAAGAAAAAGAAAAAUAUAAACUCAGCCUUUUAGAAUCCCUGCUGGUUUUAUUCUGUGUUGUAUUUAAAUGAAUCAUCAGUUCUGUUGUUGGUUUUAUUAUUAUUAUUAUUAUUAUUAUUAUUAUUAUUAUUAUUAUUAGGAUUAUGAUGCAUAUUAUUUGUAUUAUUAUGGGGGGCUUUGUUUUUAUCAAAGAAUAAAACAUUACAAACUGUU
Messenger RNA from Acipenser ruthenus (sterlet), 3404 nucleotides. RefSeq names its product transforming growth factor beta-2 proprotein-like. Gene Ontology annotation, biological process: BMP signaling pathway; SMAD protein signal transduction; regulation of cell population proliferation. The record is from RefSeq and is a predicted model, not a curated record. Bases 1378 to 2625 code for a protein of 415 amino acids. The transcript has 7 exons. Gene Ontology annotation, cellular component: extracellular region. Gene Ontology annotation, molecular function: type III transforming growth factor beta receptor binding; type II transforming growth factor beta receptor binding; growth factor activity. Lineage: Eukaryota; Metazoa; Chordata; Actinopteri; Acipenseriformes; Acipenseridae.